This is a messenger RNA of Amyelois transitella, 2412 nucleotides long. Its product is annotated as DNA ligase 1. NCBI's taxonomy places the organism in Eukaryota, Metazoa, Arthropoda, Insecta, Lepidoptera, Pyralidae. The record is from RefSeq and is a predicted model, not a curated record. The transcript has 12 exons. The coding region runs from base 205 to 1671 and encodes 488 amino acids.
UAUUGACUUAUUGAUUUGUUUUGUUUAUAUCGUGAGGUUAUAAUUAUUGGAAUUGUGUUUUCUAUUUACAUAGUUAUCUAAUUGUGAGUUGAGUGUAGGUAUCUACCUAUUAAAACUAAAACUCAAACAAUACGUGUAUAAAAUUCCUGACAGUUGCAAUUUUGUCAAAUAAAUAAUUUCAAAUUAUUUUCUAUCUUUUCUAUCAUGUCUGACAUAGAGGAGCCCCCAGCGAAAAUAUUAAAAACAGAGAUGAGCUCUAAUAAGGCGGAGGAGAGUGAGAUGGCUGAAGGCCAAGAGGAAUGGCUUAGUGAGGAACUGCUCACCGAUGAUGACCAUCCUAAUGCGGAUCCGGACAAAACGGAUUCGAACCUGGACACGAGUCAGGAAGAGCUGGACGAGACGUUCCUGGACGAGGCCUUGCUCAGCGCUGACCACUCCAUGGACAGCCACAACGCGUCACAGGGCACCAGCCAGGGGAAUGUGCGACAGGAAAGUGAAGCAAGUCAGGAGACCAAAAAAGACAAGCCGGAGACAGAGAGUAUAGAACAGACAUUGAACAACUUGGAGAACCAAAGCCAGGACUCCGCAGCGGAGCAGGCCGAGAGCCAGAUAACUGAGAAGUCCGAUGGGAAUGAUACGGACGAUCUGUUGCGUCUGCUCGGCGACAACGACGAGAAGACCAAGAAGAAAGUGCUGGUGAAGACCAAAGACAAGAAGAAGAACGGGGUGAGCAGAGUCCUGGCGGAGAUGGAGAGGGCCGCGGUGAACGACGACGAAACGGGAUCGAGCGACGAUGAAUACAUAUAUAACAGUACAACGAUACAAAAGUUGAGGGUUGCCAAGAAUGCGAUCGUGAGGAAGCCAGCUUCGAGGGCCGAGCCCGAGGAUCUUAGCGACGGGGAUGACGAGACUGACUGUUCUUCGAACGAAGCGGUGACAAUGAAGAAUAUAUUCACGGUGAACAAGAAACGUAACAAUGUGGCGUCGAAGAGCACGUCCAAACCGCCGUACCCCAGACAGAGUCAGGCGAAACAAGCCGUCAACAAAAUAGAGAGUCGAGUUCAACAAAAGCAGCCGCCCACCAAGACGCAAGUGACGUCAAAGGCUCCAUUGAAAAUCAUCGGUCGCAAUACUACAGUGAAGACUGUUAGGGCUCCGUCCGCCCCGGUCAAGGUCAACAGGAGGGUCAAGGAGGAAUCCGCCCAUGCCAACGAGCUGGAUGAAAUCAUAAACGAAAAUGAAUUUAUGGAAGAAGAUGGAAUCGAUUUGAACGAUGAUUUCGCGGUGAAUUCAGACGAGGGAGUCGCGAUAAAACGGAAUAAGCAACAGAUAAUGAAACCGGAGGAAAUGGACGAGGAGGUGCCGACUGACGCGGAAAGUUCCGACGGCGACAUUAGUAUGUACGAUGAAUUACCUUCAUCGGAAUCCGAAGAUAUGAAUGAUAUGUUCACAUUGGACAUCAGAGCUGAACGGGCCAGCGACUACCUCCCCCUAUUAGGUAACAAAGCUUACGAUCUUCUCAACGGCGAAAAACGCCGCGUCGCUGAACACCUCAAGACUCUUCGUAACAGCGUCUCUCAGCUGUCUUGUAGCGGACAGAGGCAAGCGGAUCAGCUCAGAAGGGCAGCUGUCACCUUGUCUGAGCUGGACGAUAUGCUAAAAGCUGCUUAACCUUGAAAUAUAGAUAUACAUAGAUACAUCCUACUACUAUUAUAAAGGCGAAAGUUUGUAUGGAUGUAUGGAUGUUUGUUACUCUUUCACGCAAAAACUACUGAACCGAUUACCAUGAAAUUUGGUAUGUAGGUAGCUGAAGACCCAGAAUAACACAUAGGCUACUUUUUAUCCCAGAGUUCCCGCGGGAUUGAUAUGGUUUUCAUGCGGACGAAGUCGCGGGCGGCCUCUAGUACAUACAUAAAAUCACGCCUCUUUCCCGGAGGGGUUAGCAGAGUACCUCUUUCCACUUGCCACGAUCUCUGCAUACUUUUUUCGCUUCAUCCACAUUCAUAACUCUCUUCAUGCAAGCUCGGCGGUUUCGGGUACUUUUGACCUAUAUAAUAAUACUAGCGACCCGCCCCGGCUUCGCACGGGUGCAAAAUUAUAAAUGUUAUUAUAAAUAAAAACCUCCCUCUUGAAUCACUCUACCUGUUACAAAAAACCGCAUCAAAGUCCCUUGCGUAAUUUUAAAGAUUUAAGCAUACAGACGAACAGACUAAAAUAGCGACUUUGUUUUAUACUAUGUAGUGAUGCUUAAAUAUAGAUAUAGGAUCUGUAUCAAAUAGCAGAGACCCACCAACGCUACACUUAUCAUACAAUCAUAUAGUAAACCCAUUCAAUAAAUAAUUAGUUGCCAAACAAAACACUAAGCAUCUUAAAAAAAAAAAAAAAAUAUAGAUAUAGUUUAAGUGUAAAUUG